Molecule: messenger RNA, 2924 nt
Organism: Cygnus olor (mute swan)
Lineage: Eukaryota; Metazoa; Chordata; Aves; Anseriformes; Anatidae
Gene: DBN1
Product: drebrin 1
Exons: 15
Coding region: 156-2117 (653 amino acids)
Biological process (GO): positive regulation of axon extension; positive regulation of dendritic spine morphogenesis; regulation of actin filament polymerization
Cellular component (GO): actin filament; cortical actin cytoskeleton; postsynaptic membrane
Molecular function (GO): actin filament binding
Source: RefSeq, a predicted model, not a curated record
GGGGUUGGGGGCCGCCGUUCGCGGCGCUAGGACCGGGCGCGGCGGCGGGCGGAGCCUCCCCGCCGCUCGCCCCUCCGCCCGGCCGCUGCGGCAGUGUCUCGGAGGCGGGCAGGCGUCCGGUCCCUCCGGUCCCCCGGCAGCAUCCCGGCCCCGCCAUGGCUGGCGUCGGCUUCGCGGCGCACCGCCUGGAGCUGCUCGCCUCCUACCAGGACGUGAUCGGCGAGGACAGCCCCACCGACUGGGCCCUCUACACGUACGAGGAUGGCUCCGAUGACCUGAAGCUGGCAGCGUCGGGAGGAGGGGGUCUGCUGGAGCUCUCCGGCCACUUCGAGAUCCAGAAGGUGAUGUACGGCUUCUGCAGCGUCAAGGAUCCCCAGGCCGUGCUCCCCAAAUAUGUCCUCGUCAACUGGGUGGGCGAGGACGUGCCCGACGCCCGCAAGUGCGCCUGUGCCAGCCACGUGGCCAAGAUCGCCGAGUUCUUCCAGGGCGUGGACGUGAUCGUCAACGCCAGCAGCGUGGAGGACAUCGACCCGGGGGCCAUCGGGCAGCGGCUCUCCAACGGGCUGGCCCGCGUCUCCAGCCCCGUGCUGCACCGCCUGCGGCUGCGGGAGGACGAGAACGCCGAGCCCGUGGGCACGAGCUACCAGAAAACCGACGCCACCGUGGAGAUGAAGCGGCUCAACCGGGAGCAGUUCUGGGAACAGGCCAAGAAAGAGGAGGAAUUGCGCAAGGAGGAGGAGCGGAAAAAGGCGCUGGACGCGCGGCUGCGGUUCGAGCAGGAGCGCAUGGAGCAGGAGAGGCUGGAGCAGGAGGAGCGGGAGCGGCGCUACCGGGAGCGCGAGGAGCAGAUCGAGGAGCACAGGAGGAAGCAGCAGAGCAUGGAGGCGGAGGAGGCCCGGCAGCGCCUGAAGGAGCAGUCCAUCUUCGGGGAGCAGCAAGAGGAGGACGACAGGCAGCAGCUCCGGAAAUCGGAGUCGGAGGUGGAGGAGGCCGCUGCCAUCAUCGCCCAGCGACCCGACAACCCCCGGGACUUCUUCAAGCAGCAGGAGCGGGUGGCAUCGGGCAGCAGCGACGCCAUCUCACCGGGCAGCCACAGGACAGGUCGUCUGCACUGUCCUUUCAUAAAGACAGCUGACAGUGGGCCGCCUUCUUCCUCCUCCUCCUCCUCCUCCCCCCCACGGACCCCCUUCCCCUAUAUCUCCUGCCACCGCACCCCAAAUCUCUCCUCUUUCUUCCCAUGCAGCCAGUCGGACGCCUACCGAAAGGCUUCGGCAGUGGGCUGCAGCCCCUGCGAGUCCAGCCCGGCCUCCACGCUGCUGGGCCAGCAGGGCGCCCGCGGCUUGGCCGAAGAGACGCCAGCAACGCCCAAAGACUCCCCAAGCCCCAGCAGCGCCCAGGUGGCCGAGCCAGCGGUGGCCGAGCAGCACUGGCCCUUCCCGGGCCCCGAGGACAAAACCGCGGAGCCCCCGGGGGACGAGCCCGACCCCAGGCCGGCGUGGGCAGCCCCUGACGCCCUGGGGGACCUGGUGACCCUGGAGCCCACCGACCCAUCCCCGCUGCCCGCGGCGGCCGAGCCGCAGCCCACGGUGCCGCCCGGCGCUGCCGAGCCCCUCAUCGAGCUGUGGCAGAGCGACGGCGCCGCCGCCGCCACCGCCUGGCCCCUGCCCGUCGCCCCCACGCCCGCCCCCGAGGGACCCCCGGCCGCCCCCGACGAGGGGCCGCUGCUGAGCCUGGACGAGCUGCCCGAGCCCCCCGCCACCUUCUGCGACGCAGAGCGGGAGGAGAUGGAGGAAGAGGAGGAGGAGGAAGAGGAGGAGGCCAUUGCGGGGGGCCCCCACCCGGCGGGGCUCGGCUACCAGGACGCCGGCCCGGGCCACGAGCCCCCCCUCAUCACCAACGGGGAGAUGGCCCCCAAGGACGGCACGCCGGGCCGCAGCGAGCAGGCCAGCGAGGGCUACUUCAGCCAGUCCCAGGAGGAGGAGGUGCUGCAGCCCGAGGAGCCAUCGGCCAAAGCCCCCCAGCCCGUCUUCUACAACAAGCCCCCAGAGAUCGACAUCACGUGCUGGGACGCAGACCCGCUGCCCGAGGAGGAGGAGAGCUUCGGGGGCGGCGUGUAAGGCUGGCCCCCGCUGCUGGCGCACGCAGCCAGGCCCCUGCCGAUUCGGGGUGCGAGCGGCCGCGGCCAGGGGCCGGCCCCGGCCCCCUCCCCGCUGGGGCCCCGCAGGAUGAGGCCUCCGGGCGGGAGCCGGGGGGAGGGGGGAGGGGGGCCGCCCCGCAGCACCCCCGCCCCGGGGCACCUUUUACAGCUCCCCCCCCCCCCUUCUCUUUCUCUCUCUCUCUUUUUUAAGUUGUCGGUAGGAGACGUGUCAACCCCCCCAUGAGCCCCCGUUAGUUGCCCCCCCCCCCCCCCGACCCGCCCCGGCUCCCUAUACUGGGGGGGGGGGGGGGGGGGGGGGGAUGGGGUACGCGUGCAGCCCCCCCAUGGCCCAUGUCCAGCCGUGGGAUAGGGGCCUCUCUUCUCUUCUUGCCCUCCCCCGGCCCCCCCCCAGUACUUUGCACGAGUUCAACAAAAAAAAUGAAAAAACAGAAAAAAAACAGCGGAAUAAUAAUAAUAAUAAUAAAUGAAUAUGGCAAUAAAGUGACCCUACCGAGGCGAGGCUGCGGCCGGCGGCACCCCCCACACACACACACCCCCCAAAACCCUGGGGGGACGUGGGGAGCCAGCGUGGGGCUUCCCCCCCUCCCCUCCUUGCCAGGAGCCCCCCCCGGGCGCAGGGCUUGCCCGCCGGAGCCCCCUCCCCAUUUCCCUCCCUGCUUCGCCCCUCGCUUGGCCCCUUUCUUCCCCUACGGUAACUGUUUUUGGAAAGCACAAGUUCUGUAACGGCGGCGUGCUGAUGUAUGUUAAUAAAUAAAAGCGACUCCCA